This is a messenger RNA of Poecilia latipinna (sailfin molly), 1312 nucleotides long. It is a transcript of the gene slx1b, whose product is annotated as SLX1 homolog B, structure-specific endonuclease subunit. The transcript has 5 exons. Gene Ontology annotation, cellular component: Slx1-Slx4 complex. NCBI's taxonomy places the organism in Eukaryota, Metazoa, Chordata, Actinopteri, Cyprinodontiformes, Poeciliidae. The record is from RefSeq and is a predicted model, not a curated record. The coding region runs from base 269 to 1087 and encodes 272 amino acids. Gene Ontology annotation, molecular function: 5'-flap endonuclease activity; crossover junction DNA endonuclease activity. Gene Ontology annotation, biological process: double-strand break repair via homologous recombination.
UUUGUCUUCUGCACAUAGAGGGGGUUAUUUCCAACUUAUUUGAUCAGGCACCGUCAAGGUCCACUAAAGGCUGACAGGAACUGAACAGGAACUAGUAGUGACAGAACUGAUACAGAAGCAAAACAUUAUGACAUUACCAUAACAUGUUAUUAGCUUUUAACAUUUCCCCUAACUUUGUGAACAUUAUUUCACUCGUUCAUCAACUAUAGCCAUGGGUCAUUUCAAUUAACGGUUGCCACCGUCUCAUACGGAAGUUAUUAAGGUUUUCAUGAUGGUCGUGGAGGUGGAGAGCUUCUUCGGUGUGUACAUGCUUUACUGCACUAACCCAAAAUUUAAAGGCCGUAUCUACAUCGGCUUCACGGUCAACCCUGAGCGGCGGAUUGGACAACACAAUGCCGGGAGGCACAGAGGGGGUGCCAAGAGAACCAGUGGCAGGGGACCGUGGGAGAUGGUACUAAUUAUCCAUGGAUUCCCUUCAGAUAUAGCUGCCCUGAGGGUGAGUCCAGGUUCCAGAGUUCAGUUUGAGUGGGCGUGGCAGCACCCUCACUCUUCCAGACGACUUUCCCAUGUCUCCCGACGUUCCAAAAGAGAAACGAGCCUGCAGUUCCACUGGCGCGUCGUCUCCAACAUGCUGCGGGUGGCGCCAUGGAGCAGGCUCCCUCUGACUGCCCGCUGGCUCAGACAGGAGUAUAGGAUGGACUUUGACCCCGGCCUGCAGCCCCCACUGCACAUCCCCAUCGCCUUCGGCAGCGUGAGGGCCAAAAAGAAGCAGUCGCUGCCAUCUGCAGGUGAAGAUGAAGAUGUGAUGUCUGUGUGUUUCCUUUGCAAGGCGAUGGUAAAGGUGUCAGAGAAGCUAAGCUGUUUCCUUCCUUCCUGUGGGAUGGUCAGUCAUGUAGUUUGCCUGGCCAAAUAUUUUCUAAGGUCCGAGCCGUCCCACCUCCUGCCUGUAGAGGGACAGUGUCCUUCCUGCCAUGGCUCGGUGCUGUGGGGGAGCCUCAUUCGCCAUAAACACGGCUGCCUUGGAGACCUGGAGGAGGUCAUUUCCUCCACAUCACAGAGCCACUGGGCAGAUGAACUGCAGAUGUGAAGAAAAGGAGGCUGCAGUAGAGACUAUAAGAGUGAACUCCUGCCAUUAGUGCUGAAGAGUGUAUAUAAAUUUUACUGUCUCAUCAUGAGGUUUUUAAUUCUUUCUUAACUUUGUAAUAUGGACAAUCAUUAAAUUUUCCCACAUAAAAGAUUAAGGAAAUAAUUUUAUUGCUUCAUUUCAACAGGAUGUGUUCUAUAAAGCUCUUCUGUUGAACAUGUUUUCUAU